Molecule: messenger RNA, 3109 nt
Organism: Salvelinus sp. IW2-2015
Lineage: Eukaryota; Metazoa; Chordata; Actinopteri; Salmoniformes; Salmonidae
Source: RefSeq, a predicted model, not a curated record
UGGCUGUGUAAUAUCAGAACAUUUGAUUCUGAGGUGUUUAGUACAAGGAAUUUGCCAAGAUAAAUAGCAGCAUUGCCCAGAAAAUAUGCCACAUAGUGCUUUCAAUUUGGCAUGAAUGUUUCAGUUAUCCAUACUUACAUGUAAUCCAAUGCUUUGGUAGGGGAUAUUUUAUGCAUGACAUGACAUAUGUAAACAUAUAUUUAUUAUGAUCGACUUCGAUCCCUAUGGUAUAGAAACAGUGACAUUUGAAAGUGUUUAUCAGCUAGGUGAGACGCUUGGGAUUUGAUAGGAAUUCACCUUUCUGCUCACACUACUCCUGAAUACCAGUCAACCUUUCCUCCCGCCAUCUGGUUUUAGACCCUUCAAACUUAGCACUCCUAAAAGGGGCUCCUUGGCCUCUGGGUAGCAUGUCAAAGGCCAGGUUAGCYUUGAAACGCGCCGUGUUCCAGUUAGCGUCUCGCCCAUGUAUUUUUAGCUCCGGGUGAUGUAUUUUGGAUGUUUAUAUAUGUGUUACUGACCCACUAAUCCAGGCAUGCCAGGAGAGAAGAGACUAUUUCAGAAGGGUGAGUUAACUUGUGUAUGUGUGGGAAACUCGUGCAGGUUUGGAGUGUGAGACUUUGAAUAGGCCACCUGGCUCCUUGGCUGCUGGCGGUCAGAGACAGAGCCUGAAUAUCGAGCUCUCUGGGCCUGAGAUGGGCCAGUAAAACACCCAGGCGCUUUCAGAGGCCCUGAUGGGAUUCCUGCAGGACCUGCCAUCCCCCGUCAUCCCAAAGUCUAUCUAUCCCAGCCUGAAGACUACCCUGCAAGAGGAAGAAGAGUUGUCCGUCGAGGAGACAGGCAGGCGUUUGCUGAAGGCGCUGGAGCCCCCGGCUGUGCCUCUGCCGGGCCUGCUUACCCUGCAUUACCUGCUCAGACACCUGGACCGAGUGGGCCAGAGCUCGGCCCGCAACAGCCUGGACCUCCACACCCUCGCAUUCCUCUUCAGCCCUCUUCUGCUCACCGCUGGGUCAGAAGAAGGUCAUCAGGUUUCUGCCCAGGUUCAGGUGCUGGAGAGGCUGCUGGUGGCGAGGGCCUGAGAGCUGGACCAGAUGUCAUCAGCCCUAUCUUCCAAGCCUUCCAAAACCAAAGCCAUGGCAGCUUCUGUCAUCAAUGGGGAUGGCAGCAAGAUGUCUGAUGUAGAGUGGUACUGGGGAGACAUUUCCAGAGAUGAGGUGAAUGACAAGAUGAGAGACACACCAGAUGGCACUUUCUUGGUCCGAGAUGCCUCAAGCAAGGUGAAAGGAGAAUAUACAUUGACUCUCAGGAAAGGAGGAAACAACCAGCUGAUCAAGAUCUUCCACCAKGGAGGCAAGUAUGGCUUCUCUGAGCCGCUGACCUUUGCUUCUGUGGUGGAACUCAUCCUGUAUUAUCACCACGAAUCGCUGGCCCAGUACAACCCCAAGCUGGACUCACGGCUUCUGUACCCAAUCUCCAAAUAUCAGCAGGAUCAGGUGGUGAAAGGGGACAACGUGGAAGCAGUAGGAGAGCAACUGAAGGUGUACCACAAACAGUGCCAGGAGAAGAGCUGGGAAUAUGACGUCUUGUAUGAAGAGUAUACUCGCACCUCUCAGGAGUUACAGAUGAACCGCACGGCCAUCGAGGCCUUCAACGAGACCAUCAAGAUCUCAGAGGACGGGUGCGAGACCCAAGAAUGCWAUAGCAAGGAGAACAUUGACCAGUUCCUCGGGGAGGGAAACAGCAAAGAUACUGAGAGAAUCCAAAGUAAUUGGGAUAAGCUGAAGUCGCGGGUGACUGAGAUCCAUGACAGGAAGAGGAAGCUAGGGCAGGACCUGAAGGAGCAUGCGACAGACAAACAAGAGAUCGAUAAGAAGAUGAGUAGCCUGAAAACGGACCUCGUGCAGCUGAAAAAGAUUCGAGACCAGUACCUGGUGUGGCUGAAUCAGAAGGGCACCAGACAGAAGAAGAUUAACGAGUGGCUGGGUCAAAACGACAUGGAAGACCUGUAUUCUCUGGUGGAUGAGGAGGAAGACCUGCCGCACCUCGACGAGCGCACUUGGUACGUGGGCGACAUCAAGCGCAGCCAAGCCGAGGAGCUGCAGGGAAAGGGUGACGGCACUUUCCUGAUCCGAGACAGCCAGUCCCAGAAGGGCUCCUAUGCCUGCUCUGUAGUUGUGGACGGGGACAUCAAGCACUGUGUGAUAUUCAAGACCUCCACGGGCUACGGCUUCGCCAAGCCCUACAACCUGUACAGCUCCCUGAGAGAGCUGGUGCUUCACUAUAGACACACCUCCCUGGUCCAACACAAUGACUUGCUGAAUGUAACUCUGGCAUGUCCUGUCCUAACCCAGCAGCAACCCAAAAGAGAAGCAAGAUAACCCGGACAGGGCCUGCCACACACAGAGGAAACAAACAGAACUCAUAAAGACCACAAACCCUCACUUUUCCCAUACAAGAAAACAAAAAGCAAACAGCUUUCUGCACGUUGGGUUUGAGAGGAGGGGAAGAGCGGAGUGGAUUUUGACAUGGAAGAGCACAUUCACAUGUUCUAUUUUUGUUAAGUCUCUACAACACUACACAGUUUUUGGAGAAACAUUUUUAAAUCUCUGAAAGUAAUUGCUGUAGAUUCUUUUGAAAUCGACUUUGAAAUGUAUUUCUUUAUUUUUCUGUUACUUUUUUCUACAGUUAAAGAGGGGCUUUUUGCGAGAGGGUUUGAUAUUCAAGACAUGGAGAACAAAAAGACCAAGCAGCGCUUUUCUGUUUACAUUAAGCCUUGCUCACAUUGUCCACUGUGGUAAAAUGCUUAAAGGGAUUCUCCAGUACUUUUGACUACUUUUUAGCCAGUAGUUCUGAAAGAACCGCUCACGAGCCAAAAUUGCGUACUACGUCCAUAUGUGCACCACGUCAUUCCUUUCUGUCUCGCUCAUUUGCAACUUGCUAGCUGUUACUGACAUGGCGAGGGGCUGAAGCUCAUUGGUUGAACGCGAAUUACUAGGGUUGGCACAGGUGGGGGAAGAUUUUGGGGAAAAUGGCGCAGCAAAGCUUCCAGAAAAACAGUUGCUUUCAAACUAGGGAUUUUGUGGCUAAUUGAGGUAAAACAGUAAUUAUUAAC